CCCCCUGAACAUCCGGGGCCUGUGGCUUCUCUGUCUAUUGCUGAUUGUUUUGAGUUUCCUGGGAAGGAAAGCCAAUCAGCUGUCUGGCUGUGAUAUUCUGCUUACCAGAGAGAGAGAGAGAGAGAGAGAGAGAGAGAGAGAUAGUGGAGAGGAAGAGAGCAGUCUUGAAGGCGAAUCGUCUGUCUGCAGUGCCACUCCGAGGCCCCCAGGUGGCAGCGGCGAGACCAUGUCGGCAGUGGGGGCGGGAAAGCGGGCCUCGCAGGGGGGGGACAGCCCCUCUGGACCCCCAGAGAAGAAAGGGAAGAGAGAGGAGAAGACCACCACCACCACCCUCAUCGAGCCCAUCCGCCUGGGACGGGUGUGCUCCACUGAGGAGCUGGACCUCAAGGUGUUGCAGUUCAAGAACAAGAAGCUGGCAGAGCGACUGGAGCAGAGGCAGGCCAUCGAGGACGAGCUGAGAGAGAAGAUCGAGAAGCUGGAGAAGAGGCAGGCGACCGACGACGCAACCCUGCUUAUAGUGAACCGGUACUGGAGCCAGCUGGAUGAAAACGUGCAGAUUUUGCUCCAGAGAUACGACCCCGAGCUGCCCCCACCCCCGGCCCUAGCCCCGGCGGAGGUGAAGCCAGACGGGCAGACCCCGGAAAUCCAGCCCCAGGCCUCAGCGGAGGAGCCGGGACUGUCCGCGGAAGGGGGAGAGGAUGGCUCUGCCUGCGGUGAGUGGAGAGAUAGAGGCGCCCAGGGAAGCAGAAGACGUCGCGACCCCUAUGGCUCCUCCCCCCCGGUCCCCGCUGAUCUCCCCGAGCCCAUGCUCUCGUUCCUGGCCACGCUGGCCAGCAGCAGCAGUGAGGAGAUGGAGCUGCAACUGCAGGACCGGAUGGGCUUCUCCAAGCGCGCCGUGUCUCACAUCGUGCGGGUGUUCGAGAGGCUGCACCGCAGGAUCGAGGGGCUGUGUGAGAGAGUGCUCUGCGCAGCAGCCCAGGACGAUGCAGGGAGAGAGGCGCUGUCUGUGAACAGGGAGCUGUCUGGAGAGAACCAUCGGCUGCAGGACCUAGCUAUGCAGCUGCAGGAAAAACAUCACAAGAUGUCCUUGGAGUACAAUGAACUGGUUGACAAGGUGACCUCCUCGGAGACGAAGGUAUCAGAGAUGGAGACGAGCAUCGAGGAUCUGCAAUGGGACAUCGAGAAACUGCGGAAGAGAGAACAGAAACUGAACAAGCACCUGGCAGAAGCACUGGAGCAGCUGAACUCCGGCUACGACACAUCAGGGAACUCUGGUGCGCUGCAAGGAGGACAGAUCACUCUGAACAUGCAGAAGUUUGAGAUGCUGAACGCAGAGCUGGAGCAGAAUCAGGAGCUGGCGAACAGCCGCAUGGCAGAGCUGGAGAAGCUGCAGCAGGACUUGCAGGAGGCCGUGAGAGAGAACGAGAAGCUGAAGAUGGAUCUGCACAAUGUCCCGGAGGAGGUGCUGAAGGAGACUCCAGAGUACAGGUGCCUGCAGGCUCAGUUCUCUCUGCUGUACAGCGAGAGCCUGCAGGUGAAAACCCACCUGGACGAGGCCAGAGCCCUGCUUCUGAGCACCAAGAACGCGCACCUGAGACAGAUCGAGCACAUGGAGAGUGAUGAGCUCUCUCUUCAGAAAAAGCUGCGCACGGAGGUGAUUCAGCUGGAGGACACGCUGGCUCAGGUCCGGAAGGAGUAUGAGAUGCUGAGGAUCGAAUUCGAGCAGAACCUGGCAGCCAACGAGCAAGCAGGCCCCAUUAACAGGGAGAUGCGUCACCUGAUCAGCAGUCUACAGAAUCACAACCACCAGCUGAAGGGGGACGUGCUGCGAUACAAGAGGAAGCUGAGAGAGACGCAGGCAGAGAUCUGCAAGGUGCGCAUGCAAACCAGUUUGGGCACCACUGGUCCCAAUAGCGGCUCCGCUCCCUCCUCUUCGAUCUGGGGGGGGGAAGGAGAGAACGAGCUGGCAGGCGUCAAGAAGGAGGUGAAGGAAGAGCCUGUGGAGGUGAAGAAAGAGGAGGAAGAGGAGAGGGAGAGGGAGAAGGAGAGAGAGAGGGAGAGGGAGAAGGAGCGAGAGAAGGAGGCGGAGAGGGAGAAGGAGAGGCAGAGGAGCGAGGAGAUGAAAAAAAAGGAUUCGGACGCCCUGAAACAGCUCCGCACAGAACUCAAGAAAGCCCAGGAGUCUCAGAAGGAGAUGAAGCUCUUGUUAGACAUGUACAAGUCUGCCCCCAAGGAGCAGAGAGACAAAGUGCAGCUCAUGGCAGCUGAGAGGAAGGCGAAGGCAGAGGUGGAGGAGCUGCGGCAGCGCGUCCGGGACCUGGAGGAGAAGGAGGUGAAGGAGAGUAAGAAGCUGGCGGACGAGGAUGCGCUCCGGAAGAUCAAGCUGGCCGAGGAGCAGAUCGAGCACCUGCAGAAGAAGCUGACGGCGACCAAGCAGGAGGAGGAGGCUCUGCUCUCGGAGAUGGACGUCACCGGCCAGGCGUUUGAGGACAUGCAGGAGCAGAACAUCCGUCUCACGCAGCAGCUCCGGGAGAAGGAUGACGCCAACUUCAAGCUGAUGAGCGAGAGGAUCAAAUCCAACCAGAUCUACAAGCUGCUGAGGGAGGAAAAGGACGAGCUGGGAGAGCAGGUGCUCGCCCUCAAAACACAGGUGGACGCCCAGCUGCUGGUGGUUCAGAAGCUGGAGGAGAAGGAAGGCGUCCUGCAGAGCAGCCUGUCCACCAUCGAGAAGGAGCUGGGGCUGAGGACUCAAGCACAGGAGCUCAACAAGAGGAAGGCUGUAGAGGCUGCUCAGCUGGCUGAGGAUCUAAAGGUCCAGUUGGAGCACACCCAGAACAAGCUGAGAGAGAUCCAGACCUCCAUGUCAGACAACAGGAGCGCCCGAGAGGGGGAGUCCUUCAACCUCAAGAGAGCCCAGGAGGACCUGUCUCGGCUGCGCAGGCGGCUGGAGAAGCAGAAGAAGGUGGAGGUGUACACCGACGCAGACGAGAUCCUGCAGGAGGAGAUCAACCAGUACAAGGCGAAGCUGCGGUGCCCGUGCUGCAACACGCGUGACAAGGAGACGGUGCUCACCAAGUGCUUCCAUGUGUUCUGCUUCGAGUGCCUGAAGACGAGGUACGACACGAGGCAGAGGAAGUGCCCAAAGUGCAACGCAGCCUUCGGAGCCAACGACUUCCACCGGAUCUACAUCAACUGAGAGGAGAGGAGAGGGGAGGGGAGCCAACGACUUCCACCGGAUCUACAUCAACUGAGAGGAGAGGAGAGGAGAAGAGAGGGGAGGGGAGCCAACGACUUCCACCGGAUCUACAUCAACUGAGAGGAGAGGAGAGGGGAGGGGAGCCAACGACUUCCACCGGAUCUACAUCAACUGAGAGGAGAGGAGAGGGGAGGGGAGCCAACGACUUCCACCGGAUCUACAUGAGAGGAGAGAGGAGCAACUGGACAAGACUGCCCCCUCACAUCCACACCGAGAGUCCAACUACUGACAUUGGAGAGCAGGGCUAGAGUAGAAACGAAGCUAUAUUUAGAACUGUAGAUUUUAACAGAGAAUUUUUUUUUUUUUUUAUAAAGGCAGGUUGUACCGUCUCUUCUUUUGGUUGAUUUGCCUGAAUUCAGAUUUUUUUUUUUUUUCCUACAACCCCUUGUCUCCCAUCCCAGCUCCCCUAAAACGAAGUUGGACCCUUUUUAGCAACACUGAAAGAAAUAUGAUCAAAAGAACAGAGAUGCCGAAAUGAUUCAGACUGUUUCUCUUGAGUUUCGACAGUUUUUCGAGUUCCUGUUGACAUUUAAGUUAUGAAUUAGUCAUUUUAGCAGACGCUUUUAUCCAGAGCGACUGGCAGAGAUUAGGGGGGGUGAACUCUGCAUC
Polyodon spathula (Mississippi paddlefish) is the source of this 3865-nucleotide messenger RNA. RefSeq names its product E3 ubiquitin-protein ligase BRE1B-like. The record is from RefSeq and is a predicted model, not a curated record. Gene Ontology annotation, cellular component: nucleus; HULC complex. NCBI's taxonomy places the organism in Eukaryota, Metazoa, Chordata, Actinopteri, Acipenseriformes, Polyodontidae. Gene Ontology annotation, molecular function: metal ion binding; ubiquitin protein ligase activity. The coding region runs from base 227 to 3196 and encodes 989 amino acids. The transcript is spliced from 20 exons.